AUGGCUACACUACCUGUCAGUGUAGCGGCAGCAGAAAGGCCUUUCUCUACGUUGCGCAGAGUUAAAUCGUGGCUAAGAUCUUCAAUGGUUGUAGAUCUCCUAAACGGACUGGCACUUCUCCACGUUCAUAAAAACGUACCCAUUGACGUAAAUGAGGAAAUGACGCAUUUCGGGAGAAGACGUAAAAGAAAAAUUGAUUUUGUUAUUUAA
Molecule: messenger RNA, 210 nt
Organism: Parnassius mnemosyne (clouded apollo)
Lineage: Eukaryota; Metazoa; Arthropoda; Insecta; Lepidoptera; Papilionidae
Source: the annotation of a GenBank genome assembly